Cannabis sativa is the source of this 1390-nucleotide messenger RNA. RefSeq names its product transcription repressor OFP13. The record is from RefSeq and is a predicted model, not a curated record. Gene Ontology annotation, biological process: negative regulation of DNA-templated transcription. The transcript has a single exon. NCBI's taxonomy places the organism in Eukaryota, Viridiplantae, Streptophyta, Magnoliopsida, Rosales, Cannabaceae. Bases 289 to 1206 code for a protein of 305 amino acids.
AUCACAUUAAAUUCCACAAAAAAAAAAAACUAAAUAAAUACACACACAUGAAAGGUCCCACUUCUCCCAUUUCCUUCCCAUCUUCCUCUACUCUCUUCUUUAAAUAUUUAUAAAUAUAUACAUAUAUAACACUCUCUCUCUCUCUCUGGAGCAAAUGCUUAGUUAGGAUCUCAUUAAUGCCAAACACCAACCCAAGAACCAAAAACCCAAACAUUCAAUCAAAUUCCCCCAAAACCCUAAUCCAAAAUAAUAUAUUAUUCUUGGAUUUUUCUUCCAAACAAAAAAAAAAUGGGCAAGAGAAUGAAGCUCCCAACUUUUCUCUUCAAGUCCAGCAAUAGUAAUAGUAGUAGUAAUACCAAUAAGAAGGGAAUUGAAAAUCAUCAAAGCAACAAACAUAACGGUAACACGUGGCGCCAAUGGCCGUCAUGUAACCACCCAAAAACCAUUUCCUUUCGCCUUUCCGACGACAUGUACCGCACGGUUAACUCCGUUUUCUUUGACUCAAACGACGUCGUUUCCACCCCCACUGCAGUUGUCGAAACCCCCGAGUCAUGGUUCACCAACUCGUCCGAGUCAGCCAGCUUCUCUACCGAGUCGGAGGAAUACUACGCCGGCGAAUCACUAGAGACCGUCGUCCGGGCAGCCCGUUCCGAGCGCCUUUUCUUUGAGCCCGGAACCUCCGAUACCAGCUCGAUUCUCGAGAAGACAAGCUCCGAUGGUGGCUCCGGUGCCGUUGUUUGCGGCGGUUCUGGUUCCGGCGAGGCGCUGCCGUACAAGGAGAGCGUGGUUCUGGCUAUGGAGUCUGAGGAUCCUUACGGAGAUUUUCGGCGGUCGAUGGAGGAGAUGGUUGAGAUUCAUGGAGUUAAGGAUUGGGAGUGUUUGGAAGAGCUUUUGGGAUGGUAUUUGAGGGUCAAUGGAAAAAAUAAUCACGGGUUUAUCGUUGGAGCUUUUGUCGAUUUGCUCGUUGAUAUCUCCGGCGCCGGAGGGGAUGGCGGCAACGGCGGUUCUGGUGUUUGUAUUAAGGAAUCUGAUACUUCUACAACGACGACGACGACUGCAGCGGCGACAUCUUUCUCUUCGGCGGUUUCUUGUUUUUCAGUCAAUUCGAAUUCGAAUUCUUCUACUUCGAUAAUGUGUUGUUCUGAUCAUAUUAGAGGUGAGAUUGUUAAUGAGAUUGAUGAGGAAGAAAUUAAUUUAUCACUCUAAAAAAAUGACAUUACUUCGCUAAUUAACUAGAUCAUUAAUUAAUUAAUUAUUAUUACUAUUAUUGUUUUUUUUUUUUUGUAAAUUAGUAGGACUAAUUAUUUGUAUAAUAACCACAAUUAAUAUUCAUGUAACAUUGUAACUGAAACUAAUUGACCUUAUAAUAUGAUAUUAUGUACUCUUUUCU